Messenger RNA from Astrephomene gubernaculifera, 520 nucleotides. Lineage: Eukaryota; Viridiplantae; Chlorophyta; Chlorophyceae; Chlamydomonadales; Astrephomenaceae. The record is from the annotation of a GenBank genome assembly.
GCUGGCCCCCGCGGAACUGGUGGCGGUGCCCGACCCCGCCGCCGCCGACACCCCCACCGCCAAGUCUCGACUGCUGGUGGGUCCCCGCGACAACCUGCCCGGCCUGCUGAACUUCGGUUGGCGGGUGGGGUGGGGGCAGUACUGGGUGGUGGCGGUGAUGCCGUCAAAUGACUCCAAACUGGGCUACGAUUGGGCCAUCGUCAGCGGCGGCGCCCCCGAGUUCGCCACCGCCAAGGGCUGUGUCAACGACGCGCCGCCUCUCAUCGACACCGGCCUCAACUUCGCGUCUAGCUUCUUCUCCUGGGUGAACUUCAACAUCCGCACCAAGGCCCAGCGUGUCGCAUCCAUCACCGGCGGCUCCUCCAGCGGCCUCUGGUUCCUGUCUCGCCAGCCCGUGGACCCCCAGGCCACCAAGGAGAUGGAACGUACGGCACGCGAUCUGGGUUUUGACACGAGCGUCAUGGUGGAUGUGGAGCAGGAGGGUUGCAAGUACGGGGGUGCACCCUCGCCACUGGAGGAG